GGAUUGAAGUUUUGUAGAUUACUGAUCAGCAUUAUUAUAUCAACUUACGAUUUGGAUGAAUCAAAAUCUCUUCCUGCUUCGCCAAUAUGGGUCGGGUGAAAUUAGAAAUCAAGAGAAUAGAGAACACAACGAAUCGACAAGUUACGUUUUCAAAACGUAGAAAUGGUUUGAUUAAGAAAGCUUAUGAAUUGUCGAUUCUUUGUGAUAUCGACAUUGCUCUUAUCAUGUUCUCUCCUUCUGAUCGCCUUAGCCUUUUCUCCGGAAAAACUCGGAUUGAAGACGUUUUUUCAAGAUUCAUCAAUCUUCCUAAACAAGAACGAGAGAGUGCUCUAUACUUUCCUGACCAGAAUAGACGCCCAGAUAUUCAAAACAAAGAGUGUCUACUAAGGAUUCUGCAGCAACUCAAGACUGAAAAUGACAUCGCUCUUCAAGUCACGAACCCUGCAGCUAUCAACUCUGACGUCGAGGAACUUGAGCAUGAAGUUUGUAGGUUACAACAACAACUCCAAAUGGCAGAAGAAGAACUAAGGAGAUACGAACCGGAUCCAAUAAGAUUCACGACCAUGGAGGAAUACGAAGUUUCUGAGAAGCAACUUCUCGACACUCUAACACAUGUUGUCCAACGGCGAGACCAUCUCAUGAGCAACCAUUUAUCUUCGUAUGAAGCAUCUACUAUGCAACCAAACAUUGGUGGUCCUUUUGUAAAUGACGUCGUUGAAGGUUGGCUACCUGAAAAUGGGACCAAUCAAACCCAUUUGUUUGAUGCAUCGGCCCAUUCUAACCAACUCAGAGAAUUAUCAUCGGCAAUGUAUGAACCAUUGUUGCAAGGAAGUAGCUCAAGCUCGAACCAAAACAACAUGAGUGAAUGCCACGUGACGAACCACAAUGGUGAAAUGUUCCCUGAGUGGGCUCAGGCGUAUUCAUCCUCGGCCUUAUUCGCUUCUAUGCAGCAACAGCAUGAAGGUGUGGGUCCCAGUAUAGAAGAGAUGAUGCCAGCUCAGCAGAGUGAUAUUCCGGGAGUGACGGCGGAGACACAAGUUGAUCAUGAAGUCUCCGACUAUGAAACAAAGGUUCCUCAACUCAGUAGCCAAUAAUGUAUUAUUUAUUUAUGUAUACCAUUUUUAAAAAUUUAUUCAUAUUUUUUUCCAACAACCCAUAAAAAAGUGAACUUUUUUUUGCCAUGAGAAGACGAUGAAGAGUCGUGUUAUUUUUGUAUACUAUUCUUUUUGGCAACACCAUUUUAUAGUUUUAUGGGCGAAAAGCAAAUCAA
Molecule: messenger RNA, 1270 nt
Organism: Arabidopsis thaliana (thale cress)
Lineage: Eukaryota; Viridiplantae; Streptophyta; Magnoliopsida; Brassicales; Brassicaceae
Gene: AGL104
Product: AGAMOUS-like 104
Exons: 10
Coding region: 87-1094 (335 amino acids)
Biological process (GO): regulation of pollen tube growth; positive regulation of transcription by RNA polymerase II; pollen maturation
Cellular component (GO): nucleus
Molecular function (GO): protein dimerization activity; RNA polymerase II transcription regulatory region sequence-specific DNA binding; DNA binding
Source: RefSeq, marked reviewed